Messenger RNA from Bicyclus anynana (squinting bush brown), 1409 nucleotides. RefSeq names its product translation initiation factor IF-2-like. The coding region runs from base 735 to 1298 and encodes 187 amino acids. The record is from RefSeq and is a predicted model, not a curated record. Lineage: Eukaryota; Metazoa; Arthropoda; Insecta; Lepidoptera; Nymphalidae. The transcript is spliced from 2 exons.
UUGAGGUCAAUUUUUAUUUGCACGUUCAUUAUGUGUAACCUAAUAUUUGUGCGAUUUACGAAAAAGACCAUUAAUUCAAGAAUUAAAUCGCCCAUUCAUUUAAUUAACAUUUGCUUACUAUUAAGAGGGAGAUACUCGUAAUUGGAUUUUUAUUAAUAGCAAAUUAAAACACCAAACUUUCGAGUGCUUCUGUGGUGCAAUCGUAUAAGUAGGUAUACCAAAGUUACCUUUUAAGUCCUGGUUUCGAUGUCCAUUUCAUUACACGAUUCAGUUAGCAAAAUGUUUCGAUUAAGUUUCCAUCUUGCCCCCAAAAGGAACUGCCAUAUUCAGAUUUAGUUUAUUUACGGUACGCACAUAGGCGUGUAUAGGUGUGGGGGGACUAAGAGGUGGAGGCGACAAAGUUUGUUUAAGCGGAUGUCAAGGAUACUCGUGACGUUUUUUUAUGGGUUUCACCGUCUUCACCACGUUGCUUGUAAAAACUCAGUUUGGAUCAUUCUUUACUCUGUGUCUGCAGCAAUAAAAAUAUUGGUCCUAUUGGUCCUUCCAAAGAGGAUACAAUUUAUAAAAUCUUUCACUUAUAAACGUCAAGAGUUAAUUCCUUUUCUCUAUGGAUUUUAUUAUUGACUGUCAAAAUCGAAGCACAAAUAUUGUCCCUAUUUGUGUUUACUUUUAAAAAUAAAUUUGUGUGUAAUAAAUUUAUUCGGAACUAAUAAUUAAUAAGCAAUAAAUCAAUAAUGGCACGGAUAGCAAGGAUAGCUUUAGAUUUAACAUUAGAAACAAGCAAAAUUUUGAAGCCAGCUGUAGGUACAGCAUGGCAAUAUGCGAAAUCCGAAAUUGUUCCACCGAUGACUAUAAACUUUUGGUAUGGACCUAUGGGCAAAAAGAUUGAAGAUACAAUUUCUAAUGCAAGUAAUACGUUUAUUGCUCAAAUACAAAGUCAAAUAAAAGCAAUAGAUGAGGCAGAAGCAAGACAAAUAAAACUAAAAGAAGCCGAAGCUAAAGCAGCAGCAGAAAAAAUUUCCGCUGAAGCAAAGAAAAAAGCUGAGGAAGCUAAAAAGCAAAAAGAAAAUAAACGAUUAGCCGCAGAAGCUAAAGCUAGAGAAGAAGCUAAAAAGCAGAAAGAAAACAAACGAUUAGCCGCAGAAGCUAAAGCUAAAGAGGAAGCUAAAUCAAAGAAAAAAGAUAAAAAUAAUGGAAAAUCCCCACCAAAGACCGCCGCAGCACCUAAAGCUAAACAGGAAGCUAAACCACAGAAAAAAGAUACAAGUAGUAAAAAACCCCCAGCUAAGACCGCCUAAAAAGUUAAAACUCCGCCAAAAGCUACAGUCAAAGCUGAAACUAAGCCACCAGUAAAAAAAGAUGGCCCUAAAAAUAAGAAUCCCAAAAAAAAAUAGAUAUGUUAUUAGAAA